GGAAUUGGGAGAGUCUUGAGCGGUGCAAGACACACCAGACGCACACCUGUCCUCCACCCUACGGUGAAUUCGUCAAAGACGUUAUCCAAGAUGGAUAUUGCUGAAAUUCGUUCGGUAAAGUCUUCCUUAGAGAAGUCUAUUCAAGACAAAAACAUUGAGGCAAUUCUCAGAAUUAUGGGCACUUUGAAAGCCAGAGUCGUUGCUACAGAGGAAUUGCUUAAGGAAACUCGUUUGGGUUUGGUUGUUGGUAAACUUCGUUCUCAUUCAAACGAAAAAGUCAGUGAGCAGGCUCGGGAAAUUGUGAAGAAGUGGAAGGCAGACGUUACCCACAAGCGUCCUUCGAAGACCUCGCAAUCGACUUCCUCCUCCUCUGCUUCUGUAGCUGUUCAGAAGACUUCAUCGGCAGCUGUGUCCCAACUUACAAAGAAAGCUGAAUCAAAUGCUCAGCGUACAUUUAAAACUGAUAAUGUCUCCAUUAAUGUCACUGAUGACAGAAUUAGAAACAAUUGCAUUGGCUUACUAUACAAUGCGCUUGCCAUGGAUACAGACGAACCUUCAUCGGUUCUGUUGAAAACGGCCUCGGCCAUUGAUGUGCAAGUACUUUCCAUGUCUAUGGGAAAAACAGACUCUGCUUACCGUAACAAAAUGCGUUCCUUGUACAUGAAUUUGAAGGACAAGCAAAAUCCUCAAUUGCGGAAAAGGGUUAUCUCAGGCGCAAUUUCUCCGAAACGUCUGAGUGAAAUGUCGUCCGCGGAGCUUGCUUCUGAAGAUCGUCGCAAGGAGGAUGCAAAACUUGAGCAGGAGAACUUGUUCCAUGCCCAAGGCGCCAAACCCCAAAAAGCCAUCACCGAUCUGUUUACAUGUGGCAAAUGCAAGCAGAAAAAGGUUUCAUACUUCCAAAUGCAAACUAGAUCGGCAGAUGAACCUAUGACUACGUUCUGUGAAUGUACAGUUUGCGGUAAUCGUUGGAAGUUUUCGUAAAUCUCGAUACUUUCCAAACCUCGUCUUGCAGAUGGGUACUUUCCCUUGUUUGGUUUUGAAUAUGAUAUAGUGCAAACUUCUGUAUGCGUCUCUUGCCUAAACCUUUUACUUUUGAGAACUCAUAACAGUAACUGCAAACGAGUAUUAUACCAUCUUUUUUCUACUUGUUGCUUAUGUGUUCCACCAUGUUCGCCUUAUGUCUAGAGCAUAUAGCCUGUCAGUUGUUACUGAACUUGCAUUGCUCAAUUGACGUUGUAUGGAGAACACGAGCAAAAUGUGAUCCUUCCAAAAGCUUAGUAAUUUGAUUGAAAAGGCGUUGAUUUUGUAGUUGCGUUCAUAAUCGGUGUGAUAUAUGAAAGUCCAUUUAUUGUUUUAAACGUUCCUUGGUUUAAGAACCUUAUUCUUGUGCAUUUUGUAAACUAAUGUGUAUGCUACGUU
Messenger RNA from Schizosaccharomyces japonicus yFS275, 1419 nucleotides. Its product is annotated as transcription elongation factor TFIIS. The record is from RefSeq and is a predicted model, not a curated record. Gene Ontology annotation, biological process: transcription elongation by RNA polymerase II; DNA-templated transcription. Gene Ontology annotation, cellular component: cytoplasm; nucleus. Bases 91 to 981 code for a protein of 296 amino acids. NCBI's taxonomy places the organism in Eukaryota, Fungi, Ascomycota, Schizosaccharomycetes, Schizosaccharomycetales, Schizosaccharomycetaceae. Gene Ontology annotation, molecular function: nucleic acid binding; zinc ion binding. The transcript has 3 exons.